This is a messenger RNA of Erythranthe guttata (spotted monkey flower), 668 nucleotides long. NCBI's taxonomy places the organism in Eukaryota, Viridiplantae, Streptophyta, Magnoliopsida, Lamiales, Phrymaceae. The record is from RefSeq and is a predicted model, not a curated record.
AGCCAUGUAUUAUGAGCUACGGCACUUUAAUCAACGGAUACUGCAAGAAGGGUAAAGUUGAUGAAGCUUGGCGUCUUUUCCUCGAAGUUUCUUCGAAAGGCUUAGAACACACGACAGUUACUUAUAAUACCAUGAUACAUGGAUUAUUUAGUGAAGGCAGAAUUGCCGAUGGAUGGAAACUAUUCAACUAUAUGGAAGCUCGGCACGUACGUCCAGAUUUACAUACUUGCAAUAUUUUGUUGGAUAGUUUGUGCAAAACUCAUCAGAUUGCCGAAGCAUUUUCGUUUCUACGGGUGAUGGAAGACAAAGGAUUAAUUCCUAAUAUAGUCACAUACGGUAUCUUGAUUAAUGGUUUGUGCAACGAUGGGAAACUUGAAGAGGCAAAAAAGCUUUUAAAAGAACUUCCGUCCAAGGUUUGCAACCAAACUGUCAAGCUUAUACAGUUGUUAUCGAUUCACUUUGUCAGGAUGGAUUUGUCGACGAGGCAAAAGAUUUGCUUAUAAAAAUGGAGAGAAGCGGUUGUGUACCGAAUAGCGUGACAUACAACGUCAUUAUCCAUUGCUUGUUGAAGAAGAAAGAACUUGACAAGGCAAUGCCAUUCUUAGAGGAAAUGAACAAAAGGGGAUUCUCAGCCGAUGAAGCUACUUCAUUCAUGUUAAUUAAUCACU